GAGAAUGUACUGCUUGGCCGAACGGAGGGCGGCUGGGAGGCGAGAAGGACGUGCUCGAGGCAAUUCGGGCGUUUGCUUUAACGCAUCUAAAAGGCAAGAGAUUAUGAUACAGAUGCAAGGCUUUGGGAGAAAGUACAUUAAAGCCUUUUUGAAAGGUUUUUUUGUUGCCGUUCCUGUGACCGUUACUUUCCUCGACAGAGUGGCUUGUAUAGCGAGAGUAGAAGGGGCUUCAAUGCAGCCUUCACUGAAUCCAGUGGAACAGCAAGUAUCUGAUGUAGUGCUUUUAAACCACUGGAGUAUUCGGAAUUAUGAGGUGCAACGUGGAGACGUAGUUUCACUUGUUUCUCCAAGAAACCCGGAACAGAAGAUCAUUAAACGAGUGAUUGCUCUUGAAGGGGACAUCAUCAAAACCAUAGGCUAUAAAAAGAAGUAUGUGAAAAUUCCACAUGGCCAUAUAUGGGUAGAAGGCGAUCAUCACGGGCACAGCUUUGACAGCAAUGCUUUUGGUCCGAUCUCUCUUGGCCUUCUACAUGCUCGUGCUACUCAUAUACUUUGGCCUCCAGAGCGUUGGCAGAAGUUACAACCCAAGCUUCUUCCAGAACGCCAGCCUCUCCAGCAUGACCAGGAAUGACCAAUUUGGAUCUGUUUAGGAAACUUAUAAUUGAAUUUGGUUUGACUGUAUGAAAAGGCUUUUGAUAAUUCCUUUGUUAAUAAAAGGUUGGUGUAAAUGAAAUACCUCAUUUCUUCUAAAGCAGUUACGUCUUGACUUCAGCCAUCCCAAAACUCUACAGGGCUUGGACACUUUAAUCUACCGUCUUACCUCUGUAGACAUAAAAGAGUUUUGUUUUGCUUUUUCUUUCUAUUACAAGUUUUACUUUUUUUUUUUUUUUUAGUAUUUGAUUUUUCACAGUACACUAGAUGUUAUUACUGGAUGAUAAAAAUGUGGUAUCAGCCAUAUAAUUCACCAU
Molecule: messenger RNA, 968 nt
Organism: Candoia aspera
Lineage: Eukaryota; Metazoa; Chordata; Lepidosauria; Squamata; Candoiidae
Gene: IMMP2L
Product: inner mitochondrial membrane peptidase subunit 2
Exons: 6
Coding region: 5-631 (208 amino acids)
Cellular component (GO): mitochondrial inner membrane peptidase complex; membrane
Molecular function (GO): serine-type endopeptidase activity
Source: RefSeq, a predicted model, not a curated record